This is a messenger RNA of Asparagus officinalis (garden asparagus), 821 nucleotides long. Its product is annotated as probable peroxygenase 3. The transcript has 6 exons. NCBI's taxonomy places the organism in Eukaryota, Viridiplantae, Streptophyta, Magnoliopsida, Asparagales, Asparagaceae. Bases 1 to 717 code for a protein of 238 amino acids. Gene Ontology annotation, molecular function: calcium ion binding; monooxygenase activity. The record is from RefSeq and is a predicted model, not a curated record.
AUGACGGACCGGGGAGAUUCCUUGUCGACGGUGGCCGGGGAGGCGCCGGUAACGGCGGAGAGGAGGGUUAGGGGAGACCUUGAAGACCAUUUCCCUAAGCCUUACAUGGCUCGAGCAUUGGCGGCACCCGACGUCUACAAUCCAGCAGGUUCCACGGACCACGACCCCGACAACAUGAGUGUUCUCCAGCAGCACGUCGCCUUUUUCGACAGGAACUCCGAUGGCGUCGUCUAUCCGUGGGAAACCUAUGAAGGAUUCCGAGCUCUUGGCUUCAACCCGAUCAUUUCUUUGGUCUUGGCCGUACUCAUUAAUGGAGUUUUGAGCUAUCCGACUCUCCCGAGUUGGAUUCCUUCGCCCUUGCUUCCGGUCUACAUCGCUAACAUACACAAGGCCAAGCACGGGAGUGAUUCUGGUACUUUCGACACCGAGGGAAGGUAUAUACCCGUGAAUUUGGAGAACAUAUUCAGUAAAUAUGCAAGGACUGUGCCUGAUAAACUAUCCUUUGCGGAGAUGUGGAAUAUGACCGAGGGCAACCGGGUAACUUACGAUUUCUUUGGAUGGAUCGCUAACAAGCUGGAAUGGAUAGUAUUGUAUGUGCUCGCCAGGGAUGAAGAGGGUUAUCUUUCGAGGGAGGUCGUCAGGCGAAUGUUCGACGGGAGCUUGUUCGAGCUUAUAGAGCAACAGAGGGCAGCAGUCUACUACAAAAAGUUGAUGUAGAUGAAGCAUGUUAUACGUUGGAUAUUAUGGACAAAGAUAGUCUUUAAUAUGGUCGAGUAGUGUAAUAACAAGUAAUCUUUUGAGAGUUCUAUUUGGGAUGAAGA